Messenger RNA from Salvelinus namaycush (lake trout), 4402 nucleotides. RefSeq names its product hepatic leukemia factor-like. Lineage: Eukaryota; Metazoa; Chordata; Actinopteri; Salmoniformes; Salmonidae. Gene Ontology annotation, cellular component: nucleus. The record is from RefSeq and is a predicted model, not a curated record. Bases 743 to 1888 code for a protein of 381 amino acids. Gene Ontology annotation, molecular function: DNA-binding transcription factor activity, RNA polymerase II-specific; RNA polymerase II cis-regulatory region sequence-specific DNA binding. The transcript has 5 exons. Gene Ontology annotation, biological process: regulation of transcription by RNA polymerase II.
CACGAGGGGGGUUGUGUGUUUGUGUCAUGCAUAUUGAACAAAUAAGCCAAUCAUGCCUUCUCUCGCGCCUUGCCCUAUGAGUUGUGACGUCACGUGAACUGCCCGUGUUCGUUCCAGCUGAGAAGACAGCCGUCGCGCAGCCCAAAUCCAAGCCCGUGCUUCAGUACAUUGGCUACACAAAGUACGCGGGGGAAAAGAGGACCCCCCCCUCCCGAAAGAACGAUAGAGCGACAGGAAAGCUUAAAGAAAAAAGUAAUACAGCUUGUCACCCGACAAAUAGCGCGCGUACUCAGAGCCUUCUCCGCUUUUCGCUCUUCAUUAUUUGUUAAUUUGGCAUUGUGGAGCAGGACAUUCUUUUUCCUUGCUUCGAGUUUCAUUUUGGUCAUAUUUGAAUCGUCAUUUUUUGGGGUGUUGAUCAACUCAGGAUAUUUUUCGACAACAAUUUAUUGAUCUCCAGCUCGGAUUUUAUUUUGUCCACCUUUGAAUUGACCAUGGGCACCAGUCAUUAGUUUGACGUUUACAACUGGUCUCUAUUGGAGAAUAACACCUUGAUCUGCACCGGGGAUUUAAAAUAAUAUAGUGUUGCACCAUAUCUACUGGAAUACUGUUUAUUAUAAUGAUACAACAGUGGAUAUAAUAACACUUCAUAGCCUAAAUAGAGGGAAAGCGGUGAUCAAUCUGCCAGUCGUUUCGACUCCGCCUGCGCCCCAGGAUCCUAAUCAACAACCAGGUCCGGCCAACUAUGUCCAGGCAGCUCACCCAGCUCCUGACCCCGGACCUCCCAGCCGGCGCUAGCCCGCAGUUCGGGAAUUGCAACCAGUCUGGUGGCUCCAUCAGCGGUGGACACCUCAACUCCAUGGCUAGUUUGAAAUCCCUCCUGCAGCAUCCGAUGAAGGGAGACCGUGCAAUUGUCAAAGACUGCUGCGACGUUAAAGACAAAGACAGAACCAUCACAGACAUGGAUGAGGACUCCUUGGGUGGCGGGAACGGCGGCUGCAACAUGCGUACCGGCAGCAGCGGGGUGAGCAGCAGUAACAGUAACGGCUGUGGCAGCGGAGGAGGAGGUGGAGGAUCAGGUGGAGGAUUUAACCAGUCUGCGUUCCUGGGACCCCUCCUGUGGGAGAGGACCCUGCCAGUGGAAGGAGGCCUCUUCCAGCUGCAGUACAUGGACCUGGAGGAAUUCCUCACAGAGAACGGCAUGGGCGGUGCCCACGGCCAAAACAGUUCCAGUACAGCCCAGAUCCCGUCCCAGAGUUCCCAGUCGGCGGUGCCCAAUCAGAGUUCCCAGUGCCCCCCCUCAUCGCCCCCACCCUGCUCUUCAGCCUCCUCCUCGUCAUCAUCAUCUUCCCCGUCACUCAUCGGCCUGGAGGUGGCCCAGUCCAACAUGCAGGGAGGACUUGACUAUGGAGGCAGUCAAUCGAGCAUGAACGACGACUGCGGCUCGCCUGGUUCCUCUGUCUCCUCUUCGUCCUGCACUCCUCUCAUGACGCCCACAUCCAACGGUCCAGAUGUGAUGGGUGGCUUUGAACCCGAUGCGGCCGACGUGGCUCUGUCCAGCGUGCCCGGCCAGGACGCCUUCGACCCCCGCAGACACCGCUUCAGCGAGGACGAACUCAAACCACAGCCCAUGAUCAAGAAGGCCCGCAAGAUGCUGGUGCCAGCAGACCUCAAGGAUGAUAAGUACUGGUCCCGGCGGUGUAAGAACAACGAGGCAGCCAAGCGUUCUCGUGACGCGCGGCGCUUGAAGGAAAACCAGAUCUCGGUCCGCGCCGCCUUCCUGGAGAGAGAGAACCAGGCACUCAGACAGGAAGUGGCUGAUAUGAGGAAGGAGCUCGGUCGCUGCCGCAACAUUCUCAACAAAUAUGAGAAUCGCCAUGGAGACCAGUGAAGAAGAGGAGGAGAAAGAGAACGAACUGAUGGGUGGAAUGGGGUGACAUGAUGAUGAUAACGAUGAUGAUGAUGAUGAAUGUAUGAGACGAUGAGAAGGGUGAUAUAAAGAAGCUCAGGUGUCACAUUUUGAUGAUGUCAGUGGGCAGGGUUAAAGGUUAGGGACAGAGAGAUUACAUAAUCCGGAGGACUGUUGCCCCUUUAGACGAAAGAAGAGAAGACUUGACUUUGAGGAUUUUGAUAUCGGAGAAUUGUAUAUUUUUAUAUUAAGACUAGAGGGGGAGCAAAUUUUGGAAAUAAUUUUUGUAUAUUUUCUAUAUGAAUGGGAAAGAUGUAAGAUACAGAGAGAUGGAGGGCUAUGACAAAAUAUCUUUUUAAAGUAGAUUGAUAAAGGAGAUGCUAUUUUAGAGGUGGUAGACAGGGAUUUUUAGACAGGAUUCAGAGUCAGGGACUAGGAGGCAAGGCGGCCAUUUUAAACUGUAAAAUAGAGAGCAAAAUGAUUUUAAAAUUGUACAGUUCAACAUUUCUUUGUGGAUUUUACUCAAGCACUUAAUUUGUUUUCUUUGUUGUGUUUCUAACUGAUGGGGGUUGGGCUGAAAUGGUAGGAAAGUGAAAGAGAGAGAGAGCGAGAGAGAAAUGGGAGAAACACUAUUAACCCAGCACAAUCUUCAGCACUUGUCCUGUGUUUGUAAAUAACAAGUCCUUCAUAUUGUUACAACUUUUGCAACCUUUACUAACAGUUUGGACUGUUUAGUAGUUGUCUGGAUGUCUGGGCUUUGGUGCAACAGCUCUUACGUUUGAUUAUAGCUGCACUAUCUCCUCUGUCAUAUAGAGAAUUGUAUUAUGUGACCCCAAGACUAGCAGGGCAUUCAAUCACACUACAGCUAAUGGAUGGGGCGACUGUUAGUUUUUAUUAUGUAUACUAUGAACUCAUAUUGCUGAGCCCUUGGCCAUCUCUCUCUCUCGCUCUCUUUCUGUCACUUUUUGUCCUUUUAGAUUGCUGUCAGUUCUAACUGAUAUAGAAUAUAUUUCCCAAGCUGGGUUGGUAGGAUUUUUUAGUUGUUCUGGUUACAGUGGACCGUUUUGAUCUUCUCUCUGCAUUGUGAUGUUUUCUUCCUUCCUAGGUUUUUUAUAUCGAAUUGACCCAAUUACAACAUGGUUAAUGUUGCCUACAACCAAUCACGAAAAGGCUACUUUUACCUUUAACCGAUCCUAACAACCGGUCUCUGUGGUUGUAGAUUGUAUACAUAAUACCACAAUGUCUUCACACCCUCCUAAAUAGUCCACCAACUACCCAGGAAAAAGCACACUUGUGUUACUGUACAAUAUUCAUGAUUUUAGUUAGCAUUCUUAUUAUUGGUAGAAGAUAAAUAUUGUCUAUAUUAAAUAUACCAGUUUGUGUAUUUUACAUAGGUAUAUGCUAAGUGUGAAUGUUGCAGAGAUGAGAUGUGUGUAUGACUGCGUAUAUGCAAAUGUAUUCCAGGAGAUGGGGUUUGUGGUAGGGUGUCAUAUCAAAUGUGACCCUAUUCUCCCAUAUACAUAGGGAAUAGGUUAUCAUUCGAGAUUAUGCUAUUAUUACUCUCCCCAUCGAUCGGAAUGGUGUUAAAUUCUCAGAUUUCUGGGACUAAUAAAAAAGCCAAAAUUUUAAAUGUUGAUUUAUUAAGGUUGUUGAUACUUUCUGUUAGUUUUCCGGCAUUUCUGUGUUGUUGAGCAUCGUCUUAGUAUCCACAUAGUGUCAUGUUUCACUACCGACUCACUAAACCCAGGGGAGAGAAAGGGCCCAGUCAACCCAGUGAUAGUGCUUCUUUUCCUCAACGACCAUGUUAUAACUACCAUUACUAUUAUUAUGAUUAUGAUGAUUGUUACCCCCCUUUAUUGUUGCUGUUAUAUAUAAUUGAAUGAUUUUAUUUCUUUGGAUGAACAUGAUUUGUUUCGUAUUGAAGCAUCUUUGAUCUCAAGCUAUCCUCACAGAGAGACUAUUCAGAAAUGCAUCCUUGUUUUUAUGUCACUUCCUGCCCUGCACCAUGUACAUCCUGUUUUGGUCCCCCGAGGGCCGCUGGUUUGUUCAUGACCCCUACGUACAGUUUCUAACCAGACUUCACUGAAACACAGUUCCCAGAGGAAGGCGGCCAUCUUGGUUUCUCUGUUGAUCAUGGAUUCCACAAUCUCGCUGGCUCAUCUCAUACCUGGAGAACGACAGCGGUAGAAUCCCAUGCACUUCUGACUGUACACGUCUGUUCAGUUCUCUAGUUGUGUAUGGACUAUGCACUCUAGCCACAGUUUUCCUCUUGGUUUUCUGCAGCCUAUUUUCACCUCAGUGACUGUAUGUAUGCUCUCCCAACUGGAUGUUGUUCCUGAUCUCCCUGACGUGGAUGAUGAUAACUCAUAUAGUGACUUUUAUUGAACUACAACUACCCAUCUGCACCGGUGGUGUCCACUGUUCCAGCCCACUCAGUGCUGGCAAUGGGGAUGUAGUCAAACUUUCCCCGAAAACACAAAUAAAAGAUUGUUCUUA